AGGACUGGUUGUCGUCAAGUCCAUAAGGCUUGAGCGAACGUUCCCACCUGCCAGAGGCUGGGAACCUCCUCGACAGCUGACCAGUCUCAACUCAGUUCAGCUCAGUUAAACAGUACCGCAUUACGGCAUCUGCACGUUUACAUUUCGGGAACAAAGGGCGGGCACACUUUUUAACUGUUUAGUGUUCUUCUAAACUUUCAAGUCGCCCGCACCAGCCAAUACCUCGUCAUGUUCCUAUGCUCUCGACGUCUUCUUGCGAUUUUUCAGUGUAUUAUCGUCUAUGAAGCAUUCACCGUCCUUGGUACUACUCUUCAACUACGGACGAUCGAUGAUGAAUUUGGGGACUCUCACACGGGCGUUCAACCCGUCUAUUUUCCCACACACAUCUGGUAUCAGGGAGCGAACUGCACAACUUGCCAACUCCAAUUACCCAACUCUCUUGCAUUUGGGGGAACAUGGCAUGUACCCUUCCAUGAUGCAACGAAAGUAGAUUACGGGUCUGAAAUCCGCUUCUCGUUCGGUGGAACUGCACUGUCUGUUUGGUGUAUUUUACCCAAUCCCAUUCCUUCCAGUGAUCCCACCUCACUGACUUCCGCUCCUACCACCAUCUACACUGUUCUUUUCAUUCUGGACGGAGUCGUUUUGGCCGAAAACUUCACCCAUAUCUCUGGAUCGAGCGACAUAUUCCAAUACAACGUCUCUAUAUUCUCGAUAGAGAACUUGUCGAACAAGAUACAUUCGUUUAGGAUGGUCAUUUCAUCGACCGACCCUUCUUCCAGUGUACUGUUUGACUAUGCAACAUACCUACGCUCGCCGGAUCCCUCUACAACCUUUUCCCGGUUCACAAAACGUGAUAGUGGAAGUGCUGGUCCGAAGCUCGGUCUUGGAGAGAUCCUGGGUGUGGUGUUUGGAGGGCUGUUCUGCGUGGUAGUCAUCAUUCUGGCUGUGUGGUAUCACCUUCGCUGGAGACGCCGACAACGACUUGUGGUAUCAGGAACUCGAACUGCAGUUAGAACGAAUAAGCCACCAAAUCGGUUCACGGUUGACCCCUUCAUUUUGGAUCCUUCGCGGUCAACGAUACUUCGCUAUCACGAUUACUCCCCAGGACCUUCCCCUUACACCUCCUCCUCUCAAUCCCGAUCCCAAUCGAACCCGAGUCAGACGAGUUCAAGCGGUGGGGGUAGUAGGUCUGGUGCAAUAAUGGCUCUGCCUUCCCAGGGAAGCGCAUCAUCUCCGAUGUUGUCUCUUAGCAGCAGUAGCGAGGCCCUCCGAGGUCAUGGGGCGAUGCCGCGUUCCAAUCCAUCUUCUCCUAUAUCACCCAUCUCUCAGAACAGCAACAACAACGUCGGAUCUGUCGGUCAAGAGAGCUCCAACUCUAGGUCUUCGCGACGACACGAUCGACGACACCGACAUCACAGACACGGGCAGCGUACACAUAUAACGGAGAUGAGGAGGGAGGUAGCAACUUUGCGGGCGCAGCAUCAAGAAUUGUUAGCGAGGAUAGAACAGCCUCAACUUCCUGCGCAAGUUGUUGAUCAAAACCACAAUCAAGAAAGGUUACCUGAAUAUACACGAUGAUCUCGCAUUUCGAUAUGGAGAGGAUCAUACAUACACCGUCCAAAGCGGUAUGUUCCGAUUACUCUCGUUGUGACGAUCCCAUGCGGCUAGCUCAAGGAUUUGAUGCAUCAUGAUUCGAAUCACCCGACUUCCGCUCCAUAAUAUUAGGCGAUCCCGUUCUUAAUGCUAAUACAACAGUAUCCCGGAACAACCGAUGGUUCCUUGAAUCUGCCUUAUUCAUACUACCUCUCUUAGUAAGGGAUCCUAGUUUGUGGGCUUAUAUAUGUGUUUCAACUUUAAUUUCAGCGCAAAGCCACUACAUGGUGGGCGCGAUUUGGGCGGAUAAGUGGAAAAGUAGAGUACAAUACUGGCAUUUCGGUUACGAAGAUUAUCUAUUUUUACUAAUGGAUUGUAUAGAUCGUGGUAAUACACAUGUGGACCCUACAUUCUACUAAUAGCACAGACGG
This is a messenger RNA of Marasmius oreades (fairy-ring Marasmius), 2024 nucleotides long. RefSeq lists its product as uncharacterized. The transcript has 4 exons. NCBI's taxonomy places the organism in Eukaryota, Fungi, Basidiomycota, Agaricomycetes, Agaricales, Marasmiaceae. The record is from RefSeq and is a predicted model, not a curated record. The coding region runs from base 229 to 1578 and encodes 449 amino acids.